Cotesia glomerata is the source of this 8688-nucleotide messenger RNA. It is a transcript of the gene sick, whose product is annotated as protein sickie. The record is from RefSeq and is a predicted model, not a curated record. NCBI's taxonomy places the organism in Eukaryota, Metazoa, Arthropoda, Insecta, Hymenoptera, Braconidae. Gene Ontology annotation, molecular function: ATP hydrolysis activity; protein binding. The coding region runs from base 16 to 7494 and encodes 2492 amino acids. Gene Ontology annotation, biological process: nervous system development; neurogenesis. The transcript has 20 exons.
GAUAAUGUAUCCAGGAUGUCAGGUUUACCGAAACUUAAGCAAACUAGUGGCGGACAAACUGGCACCAAGCCAAAAUCAAAACUCGCGAGAUUGACAACUUCCCGAUUUUCACCGAAAAAACAGCAAAGUGUGCCAUCGACCUCGGCUCUGGAAGUUCUUCCCAACUCCCUUCCGAUUACUUCAUCGCCGAAAAGGUCACCGAGACACAAUCCGAGCAACAACAAUUUCCAGGAAGGAAAAGAAGCGCCCACAUUGGGCGCCAAAUCUGUUACUUUUGAACAGGACCUCCUUUCUGGAGAAGAAAUGGGGCUGGUUUAUGGUCCAAUGUCCAUGUUUAUCAACCACGAGGAGCCUGUGAUAUCCUUCCUGGAAUUUGAGUCCCUGUACAACUUAGAAAAAGAGCUGACCCAGUCGAGAAAGGACCCGAUCGCUGAAUUGGACGAAAAAUGCAUACUCGGCAGCUGGUUUGGAACCAAACAGGGUGUCUACACGGAACUUCCCGAUCCUUGCAGGAAUGUUGAGUGGCUCAGGAGCCAAACUUCUCAAAAGGACAAGUUUGAUACUCCUCCUAGUCAAGUGCCUUCAGAGGGAUUCAGUUUCGCGCCUGGUUGGGCGAUAAACGCCGAACAUUUCUACCAAUGGCAGCAACGCGGAAAGUCUAUUCAGCAGAUCUACACAGACUGGGCAAAUCACUACCUCGAAAGAGGUGGAUGCAAAAGAAGGGUCAGCGACCUUCAGGCAGAUCUUUGUGACGGAGUCCUUCUUGCCGAUCUCGUCGAAUCCGUCACGAAUCAGAAGGUGAUAGACAUAAACCGAAAACCGAAGAGCGCUCAACAAAUGGUGGAAAACGUGAGUUUAUGCGUGGGCGCGCUCCGAGUCCUCGGCGCCGAUGUGGGUGCUGUCAAUCCCGGGGAAUUGUCCGCCGGUACCUCACUACGACCAGUUCUAGCCCUUCUGUUCGCGUUGUCCAGGCACAAACAGCGAGCCAAGCAGCUUCAAGACAUGCCGAGACUCCCGUCGCCGUACAACAAACAGACAGCCGGAGGGGGUGGUUCGACGAGCAUCCCCUUGCCUGCCACAGUCACUGCGACAAGAAGAUGCCCUCCGGACAAGGUCAGGCCGGUUGCUGCCCCUACACAUCAAACACAGCUCGGUGGCUUGAAACACGGUAAUGGUGGAAUCGCGAGUGCCAGUAGUUCGCGCAGUACGAGUCCAAGCCAGCAGCCACCACAAGGAUUGUCUUUUAUCCCGCAACCGCGGACUCAAAACACAAACCGGCAGCCCACAGCUACCACACCGAGCCCCCGAGCAUCAACAGUGGGUCGACCGAGCGUUCUGCGGGCUCCACAGCCUUCUCCAUACGCGUCGCCUCCUCCCGCACCGGCCCAAAACAAGAACUCAGUGCUAGACAAGUUUAAGCUCUUCAACAACAAGGACAAGAGCCAAGAAAAGGGCAAAGCUUCUUCAGGAGUCUCCAAGCGCACUUCCAGCUCCUCCGGGUUUUCUUCCGCGCGCUCCGAGCACUCUGACAGCUCGACCUCGCUCUGCGACCAGAGCCGGAACCUGGUCGAGUCCCCGAAGACCAAAACUUUGAAGUCCAAGUUGCAAUCCAAGCAAUCUGCGAAGCAAUCCAGCCCCAAAUCUGGGCGGAAAGACCAAACCAAAGCUCAGAGCAAGAUUGUGAGGAAGGGCUCGGAUAAAUUGAGCUACCCUCCGCUGGAAGAUGCCAAGUCUGCGAUUAAAAUUGCCAACAUUCACACCAACACCGGCAAUUCCAAUUCUAAUGCCAAGAUUCCGCUAGAGAAGGAAAAGCGACCGAAUAAUUUAGAACCGCUGAAGCAGCAAAUAGUUCCGCAGAAGUUUAAUUCUGCUUUGAUUCCUCCUGGACAUCAAAUUCAAAAUCAAAAUCAAAAUCAAAAGACUAUCCAGGAGAUUUCUGGGAAAAUAUCCAGCAAAGUUGACCAGAAGGCUAUUCAAAGGCCGAAAAUGGAACUGCCAAGUAAGAUUAAUUCCCCGACAAUGAAGGUUCCUGUUAAUGGACUGAACAAAGACUCUGGAAAAGGAUUCCCGACUUGCAAUGGAGUCAUUGGAACAUCGCCGGUUCGGGACAGCGAAUUGGAAAAAACUAUGAGCAUGAAUUACGCAAAUUCCAACUUCUCGGAAGAAAAAUGCUUGGAUAAAAAUUUUGACGGCGAUAUGGACGGUAAUAAAAAGACUGAGGUCGAUAAUUUGGACACCUGCGUUAUCGAUAACCACAAAAGCGAAGAAAAUGACGGCAAUGAUUCUUCUGGGAAUGUUAAUGGUAUCUCGAAUGUUAAUAAAGCUUCUGCGGAGAAUAAUUCGCAGAAAAUAAGCCCGUUUCCGAACUCUGGAAAUGGGCAGACUGCGCCGGGGCUGAGUCCCGGUUCGAGUAUUCCCAAACCGAUGGCGCUGGUGAAAGGAACCACCAAGCCGCCGAAGGAACCGGUUCCUGCGAUCCUAACCGCGAUGAAGAUGAAGCCGGAUUCGGUCCACAGGAAACUGGACCCUAAUACCGUCGCGAUGGUCUCGCCGAUGCCCAGUAUCUCGGAUUUGAUGUCCGAGAGCUCGCACAGUAACUCCAAUAGCACCGGGCAGAGUAAUAGCAGUGAUAGCAGUGUUAUCUACAGACCUAGCAGCGAGAGCGGAAGUGAUAUUAAGACUAUUCCCAACAGGAAAAUUGAUACUACUUUUGAGCAGAUGGAAAAGGUGAGCAAACCGGUGUUAUCGGAUAGCUGCGGUGGUAAUGUAGCAGAUGACGACACGGAAAUGACCGUGAAACCGAUGCAGCCGCUGCUGAGAGGGUACACACCAGGUGCUCGAUGUCUCCAAACUCUUCCGAGCCGUACAACCGGCCGGCAGUACACAAUCCUCCACUCAUCGUCUCAUCAUCACGUUGCGCAAGAUUACUCCGACAUUGACAUCGCCUCAGGAUACUUGAGCGACGGAGAGGUGCUCAGAGGGGCAGUGAACAUAGCCAACCGUACGGUAUCGGAUUUAUGCGACGGGUACAUGUCUGAAGGUGGCGCAUCACUCUAUUCUCGGAGGAUCAAUCCGUCUUAUGGUCACGAUCAUGAUAGGUACGUGGGCGGAUCCAGGCGGGAGCUAUCGGGAGUGAAGGAGCUCGUGAGCACGAGGAGGGUGCAAAAAAGCAGGCAUCCAACGUCAAACAUAACUCGGGAUGGAUCAUCAAUCGGGUGCGACGGAGUUGGAGUCGGAGUCGGUCUUCUAGGAGGCUGCAGUGGCGGAAGCGACGCCCUGGCAGAGCUCACUAUUGAGGACCUGGCUGCUAUCCCCUCUGGUAAUCACGGAUCUCAUCACACGGGGCAUCCUUCGCAUCAUAAGAGGGUGCCAGGAGGUAGUGUCGUCGUGGGGGGUGGCGUCGGCAGUGGCUCAGCCACCCCCCAAACACAACAGGCUAACAACCUAGUGUAUCGAGUGGUCAGUUCUCGUCAUCAGGGACAUCCCCACGUUAAAAAAUCCGACAGUUCCCAGCAGACUGAAAGUACGGCUUUCAAGCAUCAACAGCAGCAGCAGCAACACCAACAACAACAACAACAACAGCAGCAACAGCAACAACAACAGCAACAGCAGCAGCAACAGCAAAAUAAUUGCUCAGCAAACAAUAGUAAUUCCAAUAGUCAACAAUGGAAAAAGUACAUCGAAGCCGGGGCUGCACGAGACAGAGAACGAGACAAGGAAGGAGCGCCGUCGAGUCCUAGUCCCUCUAGACGAUCACAGGACAAACACAGAAAGCAGGCCAUGGCUGAGUACACCAACGGAGAAAAGCCGCAGAAAGUUUCGUCUGGCACGUCGACAAACAGCAGUAGCAAGGUCAGAGGAGUUCCUCAGAGCUUUGGAUACGUUAAAAGACACAGUGCUGGUACCAGUCCAAGUCCCAAUGGAGUCCAGAAUGGCAAAGACGCCACUAGGACUGCUCAAGUCAGUGCUGUGCCACGGACUAAGGUUAAAGUUUCCGGAGGUACCCAGACAUGCACUACUGAAUUGCAAGCGAACUCCGCGGCGAAUCAAGGUCAUCACUACAAAAGCUACAGCCUGACCGGGCCAAGUGCGAGCCAGCUGUCCCAGUCAGUCAGAGACAGACUGAUGCUCGGAUCACAGAGCUUGCCAAAACCUGGAAGUCCAGAAUUCACGGCGCUGUUCGCGUCAGCUCAUCAUCGAGACCGUGGCGGCAACGCGGGGCCUGCUACCGCGGGAUUUUCCCCGCGGGUUUUAAAACCUUCUGACGGAAGUCUCAGUGACACUUGCAGCAAUUACGCGGCGCCUGAUAUUCAGAGUUACUAUGCGCCAAACAGUCCCUACGCGACUUCCUGGAUGAGACACAGCAACACUUAUACUCCCAGUGGAAGAUCUCAAGGUAUGGGACUGUGCGAAGCUGAUAGCGUUGAAUCGUUAGGAUCUCAUAGAACCAGUUUGAGCCACGCGCGAUUGCUGAUGCACCAGCGAGACUCGAGUGGGUCGCCAGCACCUCCGCGUCUAAAUAGGAGCAAUUCCAUCAGCCAUCUAAGGGACAGGACUUUCCCAAGGUCGACCAAAAGCGAAAAAAUGUACCCGUCAAUGCUUACUCGGGGCAGUGGAGCGUCUUCAUCAGUCGGCGAAGAAGUCGGUAUCGGGAUUGGAGUCGGCGGUGAGCCCUACUAUAGUGUUCCAGUCGGCUCGGCAGGAUGUGCUGGGCAACAUUGGUCGCAACCUACGUCUCCGACACCUACUCACGCCUCCAGACAGCCGCCUAAUCUUUAUCAGCACGUUCAUAAAGAUGAUGACAUUCAUGGUUCCUCAGUUUCGUUGGUAUCAACAGCCAGCAGUUUGUACAGUUCAGCGGAAGAAAAACAAGCUCACGAGUUAAGAAAAUUACGCCGGGAGUUGCUGGACGCGCAAGAAAAAGUUCACUCGCUAACCAGCCAGCUGUCAACUAACGCCCAUGUCGUGUCAGCCUUCGAGCAGUCCCUGUCGAACAUGACCCAAAGGCUCCAGCAGCUCACAGCGACCGCCGAGAAAAAGGACUCGGAGCUGCAAGAACUGCGGGACACAAUAGAGCGCCUACGAAAGCAAAGUGCCGAGGCAAGCCUGAACAACGGUACAUCACCGGGCGGACGAAGACAUACCUUAGGUGACUCAGACUCAGGGUCGACGGGCUGCACCGGUUUCAGCAACCAUCAGGGCUCGUCAAUAGCUCGGCAGCUAUCGGCAGACAGCGUGACUUCUCUAAACUCCUUAAGCAGCGCGUGUUCGGUGAGCAGCCACCACAAAAAGAAAGGCUGGCUCCGCAGUUCCUUCUCCAAGGCGUUCUCUAGGUCACGGAAAAAUCGCCACGGCUCGGUCUCCGACGCGGAGGACUGCAAGGACUCCGCCGUUCCGCGGAUUCCCGGAGAACUCAGCGCCCCCAACAGUCCUCGAUUGCCCACGGCGAUCAAACACGACAAAAAUAACCACGACAAUCAAGGACAGAAGGUGAACGGACAGCAAAAAUCACCGGAGCAUGAGAACGCCCUGUCUGCCAGCAAGAGCAGCUCCGCGCUCUACAAGAAGGACAAUGCCAAAGAAGAUGAAGACGUUGAUGAGCUUAAGAAACAAUUAAGAGAAAAGGACAUGGUGCUCACAGAUAUCAGACUCGAGGCUUUGUCUUCUGCUCAUCAAUUGGAGUCACUCAAGGAUACUGUUAUUAAGAUGCGCAACGAAAUGCUGAACCUGAAACAGAACAACGAGCGACUGCAGCGCCUAGUAACCUCAAAGUCGCUGACCUCCUCGCAAUCAUCCCUGCCGAGCGACCCAGAACGCCGGUUCUCGAUGACAGAGGUCGUGUCGAGCGUAGCAGCGCUCUCUAACGGCGAGCACUCAUCGGAACAACUGGAAGACUUGGGGGUUCCGGAACACCCGAUAGUUCCCAGCACCAGAGCGUAUCCCUCGACAACAUCAGAACCAGUGAUCGAGCAGGAAACCGACGGGAAGCGUAUCCACGUAGCAGUGUACCUGGGCAGCGAGAACAGCUUCAACUUGAACCUGCUAACCGACGGAAUUAGCAGUGAGCCGCCUCACUGUGUCAUCGCGAGCGUGUGCAUUUCCAACAAGACCACCUGGGACUCCCUGGACUCGACAGUCCGUCGCUGCUUCAAGGAGUACGUCUCCCGGGUGGACCCGGUGACCAACCUAGGACUGGGAGUCGAGUGUGUCUCUUCCUACCACCUUGGAGAAGCCUCCAGGUGUACUUCAGACUCUCAGCAUCCUGAGCUGCUGCCCUGUGGGUAUUUAAUUGGUCAUGUCAAGACAAUUUUCCUGGUCCUUAGUGGGUACUCUUGGUUAGCAAUCGACACCUUGAUCCCUAGGUCGAUAGUCCAGAGGUUGAUCAAUCUCCUGACGGAGCACCGACGCGUGAUCCUCUGCGGGCCCAGCGGAACUGGGAAAAGCUACCUUGCAGGAAAACUCGCCCACGCUUUGGUAGAUUCUGACUCUGAUGGAGAAAACAAAGACGCAGCUGCUGUAGCGACUUUCAAUGUUGAUCACAAGUCCAGCAAGGAGUUGAGACAGUACUUGGCGCACAUUGCCGAGCGCUGCGACUCCAACGCAGCUGAUGAACUUCCUAGAGUUAUUAUUUUGGAGAACUUGCAGCAUGCUGCGUCUUUGGGCGAAUUAUUCAGCGGACUUUUGGGAACUAGACAUUUAUCUUGUCCAGCGAUUAUUGGAACGAUGAGCCAGGCGACCUGCAGCACCACUAACCUGCAACUGCAUCAUAAUUUCCGAUGGGUGCUGUGUGCGAACCACAUGGAACCUGUCAAAGGGUUCCUGGGAAGGUACUUACGCAGAAAGCUGCUGGAACACGAGCUCAGAGAAGAGGGCUGCAGGAAUGCCGAGAUGGCUGCUGUUGUUGAGUGGCUCCCCAGGGUCUGGUUGCAUUUGAAUAAAUUCCUGGAGACACAUAGUAGCUCGGAUGUUACUAUUGGUCCCAGGUUGUUCCUGUCCUGUCCGAUGCAGGUCGCUGGCUCUCAGGUUUGGUUCACUGAUCUGUGGAAUUAUACGGUGAUGCCUUACCUGACUGAGGCCGUCAGAGAGGGACUGACGUUGUAUGGACGACGGGCCAGUGGGAACGGGAACACUGAUGGCGGCUGGGAGGAUCCGACUCAGUUUAUUGUGUCCAGUUAUCCAUGGGUUUCGGCUCAUGCUGUUCAUGGUGGGAGUGAUAAUCUUAUGAGGUUGAGGCCUGAAGAAGUUGGGUAUGAUGUCGUCAAUUCUGGGCAUAAUUCUGGAGUUGGAGCUUCUAGUGUUAAGAGUCUUGGCAGCGCGCACAGUGAUACUGAGGGAGAUCCGUUGUUAAAUAUGUUGAUGAGACUGCAGGAAGCCGCGAAUUAUUCAAGUCCACACAGUAACGACAGCGACUCUGUUACUUCUCUAGAUUCUUCUCACACUCGACACUCUGAAGAUCUUACUUCAUCAUCUCGAGGAGUAGAGUCCACUCUAUAAAUCACCUACGUAAUUAAUAUUUUUACAUGGAAUAAAAAUACCGAGGCAAUAAAAAUUUAAAUAAUAAUAAAUAUUAUUAUUAUUUUUACAAUAAGGUUACUUGCCAGCUGAUUAAAAGCUUUUUAUUAAAUAAAAAUAAAAUUAUUAUUUUUACCAGUUUGCUAAAAAAAUUUACAAAUUUUUAACACUUUUUAAAUACGUACUUUUAGUGAAGAAGCGGUCUAAUAUAAUGGCGAUAAUUUUUAUGUAAAGCAUCAGUAUACAAUGCAAUAAAUCACAUUUAGUGUCAAUAUAUUUUAAUUAUAACAAUAAUAAUUAAAUAAAAAUGUAUUGAUGUCUUUACAAUGAAGGACAGGCGAUGCGAGGUGAAAGUGAUGAAUUUUUAAAAAAUCAAGUACAGUAUUAAUCAAGAGUAUCAACUCGACAUUUAAUAAAUUAUUAUAAAUAAUAAUAUUAAUAAUUUAAUAAAUAACGAUCAAAGGUUCAAUAACUGGUGAUAUAUCUGACUAAAAAAUAAAAUAGUAAAAGCAACAAUUUACCAGUAAAUAUUUGUACGGUUCUUAUUAUAUUUAUACAGAUUACAAUUUAUUAAUUAAAUUAAUUGAUAAAAAAAAUUUUUAUUUAAUUUAAAUGUUAAUAAAUAAUAUAUAAAUAAUAAUAUUAAUAAAAAAAAUAAAUGUGACUACGCCGCUGAAUUUUAUAUAAAUUAUCUGAAAUUUAAUACAAUAAAUAAAUAAAUGAAAAAUAGUUAUGUAAGCUCGUGAGUAAUUCUGGUCAUUAUUUUCGUUGUAAAUAAAUCCAAGUAAAUAAUUAAUAAAAUAACUUUUUUAUGUAUGUGAGUCGGCUAAAUUGCAAUAGUUGUGCGUUUAUGUAAAAAUAAUUCAUAAUUAAUUAAUUAAUAAUAAUAAAAUAACGCUAUUUCAUUAUAAUAAACUGCUGAGAUUUUUUAAAAAAUGAAUAUAUAAAUUUUUGUAACUUUUAAAUCUAUUAAAUAUUAAUGUAAAUGUUUUUUAUGUACGCAAUAUGAUCGAAUUGAUAUACAUAUGUGACUGUAAAUGUAAAUUAACGAAUAUAUAUGACAACAGCUGCAUUUGGAAAUAUUUUUUACGUUUGUAUUGUAUUUGUAAAACUUUGCACGAAAAAAAAAAAAUUAUCCGAAAUAAUUGUGUCAUUAAUAAAAAUCUCAUAAAUGUU